Stegastes partitus (bicolor damselfish) is the source of this 483-nucleotide messenger RNA. Its product is annotated as KH domain-containing, RNA-binding, signal transduction-associated protein 2. Gene Ontology annotation, cellular component: nucleus. Gene Ontology annotation, biological process: regulation of alternative mRNA splicing, via spliceosome. NCBI's taxonomy places the organism in Eukaryota, Metazoa, Chordata, Actinopteri, Pomacentridae. Gene Ontology annotation, molecular function: poly(A) binding; mRNA binding. The annotation marks the transcript as partial. The record is from RefSeq and is a predicted model, not a curated record. The transcript has 4 exons.
AUGCAUCCAGAUAAGUACUUACCUGAACUGGUGGCCGAGAAAAACAGCUUGGAUUCGUGCUUUGUGCAUGCGGUGCGCCUGCUUGCAGAAGAGAUUGAAAAGUACGAAGGUGAUGAAUUGAGGAAAGAUGGCGACACGAAGAAAUACCUAGAUAUAAUCAGCAAUAAAAACAUCAAGCUCUCCGAAAGAGUUCUCAUUCCCAUCCAACAGUAUCCAAAGUUUAAUUUUGUAGGGAAGCUGCUGGGACCGCGGGGGAAUUCUAUGAAACGAUUACAAGAGGAGACAGGAGUGAAGAUGUCCAUUCUUGGCAAAGGGUCCAUGAGGGAUAAAGGCAAAGAAGAAGAAUUACGGAAAAGCGGAGAAGCCAAAUACGCCCAUCUGAGCAACGACCUACACGUUUUAAUUGAAGUCUUCGCUCCACCUGGAGAGGCCUACUCUCGCAUGAGUCAUGCCUUGGAGGAGAUUAAAAAAUUUCUAGUCCCA